This is a messenger RNA of Rodentolepis nana, 4896 nucleotides long. The record is from the annotation of a GenBank genome assembly. Lineage: Eukaryota; Metazoa; Platyhelminthes; Cestoda; Cyclophyllidea; Hymenolepididae.
AUGUCGGGUUUCUUCGACUCAGAAGCUUCUGUAUCAGAUGGAGAGGGUGAACCAGUUACCAAGAGACCAAAGAGGUACAAUGAUUCCAUUUCAUCUGAAGAUAGCGAGGAUGAUGAUCAUUUUCCUAAUGAGGACGAAAUCUUACGAAAAGAAGGUCAGGGAUUUAUUGUCGACGAUGAAGAUGAAGGCGAUGAUGAAUCGGAAAAUGAAAGUGGCAUGAGCGACAAUUCAGCUAAAGACGAUGUUGCGGAAGAUGAUGGCUUAGAUGAUGAUGAUUACCAAUUAAUUCAUGAAAAUAUGGGAAUUAAUUUGCGUCGUACAACAAAAAAGCGUCGUCUUAUUGUUGAUGAUGAGGAUGAUGCUGAUGCUAGCACCACAAGAGCGUCUAAAGAGGCACGGAGUCGUGAAGCAAUUGCCCGUCAGAUUUUUGAGGAUGAUGAAGAUGUUGAUAUGGAGAGAAGACGUGAACCUCUUCGUCAAGCUCCCACAUUUGAGGCCAAAUCUGACGACGAAGAAAAUGAAGAUUCAGAUGAUAUGGGCGAUUUUAUUGUUGACACAGUUAAUGAAGACGGAGGAAGUAAACGAAAGCGCCAAUUCGUUCAUUCAGAUCCGAAUCUGCAAGAGGCGCAGGAAAUUUUCGGUGUUGAUUUUGACUUUGAUGAUCUUGAUCAGCACCAUGAUCAGGAAAGUGAUGUGAGCGGAGAGUCUGAAUAUUUGGAUGAGGAUAGCGAGGAAGCAAUGGUUCGCAGACGCCAGAAACGAGAAGCAAAGGCUGCUUCCCACGAUGUCCUUUAUGAUAUAUUCGACCCUUCGGAUCUAGAGCGCAAGUUCUACCGACCUGAAGAUGAAAGAAUUCGUCGUUUAGACGUUCCAGAACGCAUGCAGCUUCGCAGGCUCCCCGUCAAGAGACUUGAUCCCAAAUCUGAUACAUACAAUGAUGAUUUAUUGGAAAUUGAAGCUGAGGCGGAAUGGAUAUUUAUUAAUGCUUUUAAGAUCCAUGAAGGGAAAUUUCCCUCUUCUGCUACGGAUAGCAUCUUUGAGGUUCUGAAAAUUAUGAAGACGUCCCUUGCAGAAGUUCCUUUUAUAGCUUUUUACAGAAAAGAGCAUUUCGCCAAGCUCUUCAAUAUCAACGACCUUUGGUUAAUUUAUGAAUUUGAUGAGAAGUGGGAAGAACUCCAAAAAGACCGUAAAGUUCUCAUCAAUGCAAUGUCGAAAAUGCAUAAGUAUCUUGAAUCGAAGUCGAAUGAGGUGGAAAGUGAAAUUAGACCUGGUUGCGAUGGUUUGAUUCGACUAAUGGCACUUGCAAAAAGUGCUUCAUCCAUGGACGAGAUUCAAGAUGUACGUAUGGAUUACUUGCUUCAUUACGCGAUUCACAAACAGGAUUUGGAGAUUUGGGAGGGCAAAGAUGUUAGUCUUCAAAGGAAGAAGACAGAUAAAGAAGAGGGUUCAAAGGAUAACCGAGGUGACGACGAUGACCCAGAUGACGAAGAUUAUGUCCCUGAUGAGGGUCUCAAAAAAGUUUCUUUGCAAGAUCAAGAAGAAACUGAGAAGCCGCCUGAGGAAACUCAGCCGAUAGCAAAGAAGCGACCCAGUAUGGGAGCACUUAUGACUACUGUAGAUCCUCUAACUGGCCGUCGUAUUAGACAGCGUCAGGUUCGCACCACAGCUGCUUAUGAAGUCGCUCAGAGAGCUGGAAUUAGUGGACUCGUGGAAAAAUUUGGUCUCUCCUCAGAACAAUUCGCUGACAAUGUACGAGAUCAAUAUCGUCGACAUGAAGUCACAACCUGCCCUAUAAUGCCUCACGAUGCCGCUCAGGAUUAUAUCUGUCCGCAGUUUCCUAAUUCAGAGUCUGUUUUAAAGGCAGCACGAUAUAUUUUGGCUUAUCAGAUUGCAGCUGAACCAAUUGUUCGACGAUGGGCACGGCAGAGUCUUGAAAGUCAAAUAGUAAUCGAUGUCAAACCCACCCCGAAGGGCAUGCGAAUUAUCGAUGAAAACCAUCCACUGGUUUCUAUUAAGUUCUUAAAGAAUAAACCAGUACAAGAACUCAUGUCAAAUGCAAUUUUCAUUCAAAUCCAUAGUGCUAACCGAGAGGGUUUGAUCACCUACAAUUUACACGCUCUUGAAUAUCAGCAGAAAGGCAUCUCUCUACUGGAUAACUUGAUACCAUUUUUCCAUCAAGAUGAAUUCAGUGCCUUGGCACAGGCUUGGAAUGAGCAACGUUCCCUAAUUCUGAAAGAAGCAAUUGAAGCUUUCAUACAGCCUGCAAUAAUCAAGGAAAUUCAACGUAAACUCCUCGAAUCUAGCCAGAAAACGGUCAUAAGCAUAUGCUCAAACACGCUCUUUGAGCGCCUACGAAUAGCGCCAUAUGUCGUUGAUGACCUUCGAAGUGGUGGUGGAAUGGGAGAUGAUGAGGAAGAUGGUGGCCAGCACUACUACGGUGAGGGCUCUUCCAAUGGAAAUUCUGUUUGGCCAAAACCUGCUCGUCUUCUUGCUUUUGCUCUCUCUGACGACUCCGAAACGUCCAGGGCCAUGGUUACUGUCGUGAAACUAGAUGCGGAUGGUGAAGUUCUGGACUUUCUUAAUCUUCCUGGUCUUCUGAUUAGCCCUAAGUCCCAUCGACCCGAGCAUAAACGUUGGCACCAAGAGGAUGUUAAGAAAUUGGACAAAUUUAUAUCAAAAGGUGAUCCCCAAGCCAUUGUGAUUGGAUGUAAUUCACGACGUUCUCUUGAUCUGAAGGAUGUGGUGCAGAGACAGAUUGAUGAGAUUGUUGGAGAUGGCCGUAUUUCAAGACGUCCCAACAUUAUUCUGAUGGACACAGAGUUAGCGAAAGUUUACGCACGCUCUGAAGCUGCUACUUCCUCUCUCCCAUCUUCGUACACUCUCCUCCUCAAGGAGGCUAUCUCUCUGGGUCGUAGACUUCAGGAUCCUUUGGCUGAAUUUGCCCAACUAUUUAAUGCUCCAGAUAUGGAAAUAUUGGGCCUGAGAUGGCAUAGUGCCCAAGAUGAAGUACCCCGUGAUAAACUUUUACGAGCUCUUGAACACGAAUUCGUGAACCGAACUAACGAAGUCGGCGUAGAUCUUAAUCGAUGCAUUCUCCACUCCCACACAGCUAACCUUCUCCAAUUCGUCUCAGGAUUAGGCCCAAGAAAAGCCGCUUAUAUCAUCAAGCUACUUAAACACGAUAAAAUGUUCCUAACUAAUCGUGAACUACUGGCGAGAUCUCUUGGCCUUGGACCGAAUGUGGCGGUAAACUGUGCAGGAUUUAUCAAAAUCGACACGUUAUCAUUGAGGGAACUGUCCAGUCAUGAUACUAACGUUGAAAUUCUGGAUUGCACCCGUGUACACCCAGAGAGCUAUGAUCUCGCGCGACAAAUGGCUGUUGACGCUCUGGAAUAUGAUGAUAAUGAUGACAAUGAUCCAACUCUAGCCUUGGAGGAAAUCAUGCAAGAUCCUUCACGUCUUCGAGAGCUUGAUCUGGAUGCAUUUGCAGACGAAUUGGCUCGCCAGGAUCACGGUGACAAACACAUCACACUCUACGACAUUCGAAAGGAGUUGAACCAGCGCUACCGUGAUUAUCGGGACCCAUUCGAACCACCCACCCCCGAACAGAUCUUUAGUAUGAUCACUCACGAGACACCCGAGACAAUGCACAAAGGUUCUCUUGUUGAAUGUCAGGUCAUUGGUUUGGCCAGCAGAAAACCCACUCAGGAACAGAUCGACAACGCGAAUCCCAUUAAAAAUAAUGACACGGGUUUGUGGACUUGUCCGUUCUGUAGGAAGGAAGGAUUCGCGCAAUUUGGUGACAUGUGGCCUCAUUACGAAAAUGACUGCCUUGGCCAAGUUUCGGGCAUUCGAGUGCAGUUGGACAAUGGUAUAACUGGUUUCGUUCCCUGUCGUUUCAUAGACCGCCCCCUUGAAGCCACAUUCGAUAAGCUCCUGCCUGGUUCAGUGUUACGAGGAAAGAUAUUAAAAAUUGACAUUAACAAAUUCAACGUUGAGAUCUCUAUUCGCUCCUCAGAUCUUCAAGACAGGCCCAUGGCUAUGCAAAGGCGCGAUCCUUUCUACGAUUACAACGAGGAGGAAGUUGAACUAAAGAAACAAGCUGAAGAAGAAGAAAAGGCGAAAUUACGAGCGUCAAGUGCCUAUUUGAACCGAGUGAAUUUCCAUCCAUUUUUCAAAAACAUUACCUAUCACCAAUUGAUGCAAAUGAAUCCCGUACUUCCAGUUGGAAGUGUCACUAUUCGACCUAGUCGAAAGUCUAACGACCAUCUGACUAUCUCCUUGAAAGUUGACGAUGGAAUUUUCAUGCAUAUCGAUGUGACUGAGGUUGGUAAACCAAAGGACUUUUUAACAGGCGAAAAAUUCAUCAUUAACAAUAUGACCUUUGACGAUCUGGAUGAAGUUUGCGCGCUCUUCAUGGAUCCCAUGAUAACACAUAUUCAAGAGAUCUACGCCUAUAAGUAUUAUGUGGACUCGAAGGGCGGCUUAAAGGAUACUAUUGAGGCUAAACUGAGGGAAGAGAAGAGUGCGGCCAAAAGCAAAAUUCCUUACUGUUUAUCCUCUCUUAAGAAAUAUCCUGGUAGCUUCUAUCUGGCCUAUAUGCCACAUCAAACAGUGCAUUAUGAAAUCUUCUCAGUGAAAUACAAUGGUUUGAAAUUAAGAAAAAUUGUAUUCCCCGGUCUUGAAUCGAUGAUUGGAUGGUUUAAGGCCCACUAUAGGGAACUACAACCCUCGCGCCAUGACCAUCAUCGUUCCAGUGGUGUAACUAAUCAUAGUAACCGAGUAAUUCCAGAUGUUGAUAACAGUACUACUUCUAUCACCGGUCGGACGCCGAGAAUGGAAGAUUUUUUUAAUAUGCCGGUGCCUCAUGGCAAUUCGCGGCUGAAACCUCUUUAA